Saccostrea echinata is the source of this 1661-nucleotide messenger RNA. RefSeq names its product intraflagellar transport protein 52 homolog. Gene Ontology annotation, cellular component: cilium; intraciliary transport particle B; centriole. NCBI's taxonomy places the organism in Eukaryota, Metazoa, Mollusca, Bivalvia, Ostreida, Ostreidae. Gene Ontology annotation, biological process: intraciliary transport; cilium assembly. Bases 17 to 1348 code for a protein of 443 amino acids. The transcript has 13 exons. The record is from RefSeq and is a predicted model, not a curated record.
CGUAAAUAGUUUUGAUAUGGCGCCGACAACAGAGGGUAUGGAUGAAAAAGCUCAAAGAAAUGUCAUAGUUUUUAAUCAGUCAAAAAGUGAAGUGUUCUCUCCUAAUAAUGGAUUGAAGUCAUUAAACAGAAAGCUACGUUCAACAUGGAAGAUUCAAAGCAACAAAUCAGAAAUAACUUCAGAGACAUUAUCUUCAGCGAGUAUAUUUGUAUUAUGUGGUAGCAGAGAAAAAUUCACAGGCUCUGAGUUGGAAUCUAUAAAGCGUUACAUUGAUGGUGGAGGGAGUGUCUUUGUUCUCCUGGGUGAGGGAGGAGAAACACGCUUUGAAACCAACAUUAAUUUCCUUUUGGAGGAAUAUGGAAUCAUGGUGAAUAAUGAUGCGGUAGUGAGAACUUCAUACUACAAAUAUUUUCACCCUAAAGAAGCACUAAUAGCUAAUGGUGUUUUAAACAGGGCAGUAAGCCAGGCUGCAGGGAAGACUUUCUCUAUGGAUGAAGAUGGGAACAAUGCUCAGGCCUUGUCCUUCCUGUAUCCCUAUGGAGCCACCCUGAACGUGAUGAAGCCUGCCACAGCUCUCCUCUCUACAGGCUCUGUAUCCUUCCCCCUCAACAGACCAGUCUGUGCCCUGUAUGAAAACAGGAACCGUGGAAAAUUGGUGGUGUUGGGGUCUAUCCAUAUGUUUAGUGACCAGUACAUAGACAAAGAAGAGAAUAGCAAAGUUCUGGAUGUUCUGAUUCGAGCGUUGACUUCAGAUGAAAUAAAACUGAAUCCUAUUGAUGCGGAGGAUCCAGAGAUCUCAGAUUAUAACAUGCUGCCAGACAUUGCUAAGUUAGCCGGACAAUUAAAGACCUGUCUACAGGAGAGUGAUGAUGUACCCAGAGACAUCACAAUGUUGUUUGACAACUCCUUAUUCAAACUGGACACCAGCCUUGUCCCCAAAGCCAUCAAGGCAUUUGAACAGCUGAAUGUGAAGCACGAGCCUCUCACCCUUAUAACCCCCCAGUUUGAAACUCCCCUACCCCCAUUACAGCCAGCCGUGUUCCCUCCUCAGUUUAGAGAAUUGGAACCUCCCAAACUAGACCUGUUUGAUCUUGAUGAACAGUUCUCUUCAGAAAAAGUUAGAAUAGCUCAGCAAACAAACAAAUGCACUGAUGAUGAUUUGGAGUACUAUGUUAGAGAAUGUGGUGAUAUCCUUGGCGUUACUUCUAAUUUACCACAGGAUUCAAGAGAUGCAAAACAUGUAUUAGAAUACAUCUUCACUCAGGUUGUGGAAUUCAAGAAAUUGAAUCAGGAACAGGAUUACGACACCACUCAGUUUGGAGGAGGCGGAGGCUACGAUCAAUAUUAAUAGUUUAAAUCGACCUGACACAUCUGGAGUGACUUAUAUUUUUAUUGAUGACAUGCCAGCUCAGACUCCUGCUGUAAUGUUGACUAUCUGUGAUAACUCUGGUUGUGUGAUGAUAAUCUGGUUGUGUCAUUUUGUGCUACAAUCCACAGAAAUUAGAUCUGACAGUUUAACUUAUGCUCUGGAAUAUCCUAAUGACUAGAAUAUUUUCAAAGUUCCAAACUUUCAUUUCAUUACAAUAGUAUGAUGUUUGUGAGAACAACUGGUAGAAUUAUGACUUGAAAUUUCAUGCGAGUUAAAUAAAAUGAAGACCUUC